This is a messenger RNA of Aspergillus pseudotamarii, 2329 nucleotides long. Its product is annotated as fungal specific transcription factor domain-containing protein. Bases 159 to 2201 code for a protein of 680 amino acids. The transcript has 6 exons. NCBI's taxonomy places the organism in Eukaryota, Fungi, Ascomycota, Eurotiomycetes, Eurotiales, Aspergillaceae. Gene Ontology annotation, biological process: DNA-templated transcription. The record is from RefSeq and is a predicted model, not a curated record. Gene Ontology annotation, molecular function: zinc ion binding; DNA binding.
GUAACCGCUGUCGACAGCGCAAAGUAGGCGGCUCCAUAUUCCCUAAAUCUGUAGAAUUACGCCACUCAGAUACUUCCUUUCAUUUUUCAGAUUCGCUGUGAUCGCUCGACCCCCUGUUCACAAUGCAUUCGUGCAAAGACUCGAUGUAUGAGCAAAGAAUGGAAUACAUGGUACAGAAGCUGGAUGAGCUCAGCCAAAAGGUGGCCACGUUGAGCAAUGCUUCAUUCAUCCCGCCGGGCUCCCAUCAGUCUGCGAUUAUCGAACCAUCUCCUGUGGGUGAACGGGGCCCAGAAACUUGUCCAUCAAUAUCAGUGUCUCAUCCUCUAGUCAAGAAUGACUUGAGAAGCUCUACUGUAGCCUCCAAAACCGAAUAUGAAGGCGGAUCGUCGCUGUCUGCCCACGCCAUUUUUGCCACGAGGUAUCUUCAGGACGUGGUUAGCAACACAAACUCUCCCCAGAUCGCGCAGGAGAUGACCUCGAUUCUUGAUACGCUACAUGGCAUAAUCGAAGACUUGAAACAGCAAAGGGACACCCUUGACAAUCUUUACCCACAUGCUAAACCAAUACCUCCUGGUUCUAGUAUAAGGCACCUUACUAUGCCCCCAGUUGAAAUGACUCUUGCGUGUUUACGGAUGGCCAAAGAGCAACCCAGAGUUCAGUGUUUCUGGCUUAUCGAAUUGAUAUCUAUUUCGCAAUUCAACGAUUACUUUUUAAGAGUCUACUCCCCUGGCCCAGCCACAGAUGCUGAUAUGAUAAUAGUCAACGGAGGCCUUUACUGGCUUUACUGCGAGUGUGCUAGCCUGUUUGUAGAUCAAAAAGUUAAGGAGAACUAUAUGGACCAGGCUAUGCGGUGCCGGGAUAAUCUCGAGACAGUUUUGUCAAAUCUCCCAUUCCAUAUGCCAGUCACCAUUGAUGUUGUCUUUGCUAUGAAUGUUGCUGCAACAUACUGUCUCCAAAUGGCCAAGCCAUCAGUAGCAUGGAGUUUCAUUACUACGGCAUCUCAUCUAUCUCAAACGCUCGGCCUUCAUAGCGCCCACGCUCUAAGCACCGACGACUCAGAAACUAAGAACAAAAAGAUUCGUCUAUUUUGGGCCGUGUUUCUCACGGAAAAAUCGUUGUGCUUACGACUGGGACGAUCGUCCACUUUUCGAGACGAAGACAUCACGAUACCGCGGAUGGCUUUCGAGCAGAGUAUGGAGUCUCUAUUAGUACCUAAGUGGAUUGAUUUAGCGAAAAUCCAGGGGAAGACAUACGACGAUAUCUAUAGCCCUAGUGCUCUGAUGCAGCCGGUAGAUAUCAGAAUCUCCCGUGCAAGGGCUCUGGCGGCCGAGGUAAAGAAACUCAUGGAUUCUGAAGAUGAAUUAGAGAGAAGAUACAACAACGAAAGACGCCGUGCCAUUGGAGACGAUCUCCACGAGAUUAUUCUGCGUUCAGAUAAGGUCUGGAAUCUAUCUCUACUAUCACUCAUCUAUCGAGCAAUCCCUCCUGAAAAACCAUCGGGAACUGCCUUCUGUGACGAAUGCAUAGCUACAGCACGAGAAGCCCUCGAAGAGCAUGAAAAAUGUAUUGCCCUCAUCCUCAGUUGCCCUUGGCAUGAGAGUUUCCUGGAAGUGUACAUCAACUGGACCCUACUCCAAUUUCCUUUCUUUCCUUUCAUAGUCCUUUUCUGCUACAUCGUCGAGACAUCUGAGCCCGACGACCUGAAGUGUCUCGGCGCUUUUGUCGAGGUACUCCAGUCAGUUCGUUCCACAGUUACCUACAAAACUUCCAGAAAUCAGGUCCGCCUGUUUCGAGCCCUAUAUGACGUGGCGAGAAAAUACGUAGAGGUGAAGGCCAGCACUCCCAGAGUACGAAUGAAUGUACCAAGCAGCAGCAGCAUGGGUGUUCAUGUUGCAAAUUCUAGUUCCAUAGGGCCUAGCAUGCUUAUUCAGUCAUCAUCGAUGAACCCGGGUCAGGCUUCUUCUAUCCCUGGAGUUCUACAGAGUGUGUCUGAGGCUGGUUUGUCUAACUCGUGGGUCAAUAGUGGCCAGCAGCUAUUGACACAGAUGCCUGGGUAUGGGCCCAGUAUGUACGCUUCCACGCCCGCGCAGACUGAUUUUAAUAAUAAUAUGGAAAUGGACUUAACGGGGAUGGAGCUGGGAGAGUGGUUCUAUGAGAAUCAUCAGAUGUUCCGGUUGUUGGAUGAUGGGCAUCUUUGGUAACUGUACAAUGAAUUUAGUACGUUCAGGUGGCUUCGCUUACAUGUAUAACGGAAUUCGGUCAUCGUUGGUGCUGUUGCAUUCAGACUUUACGUUUAUUUAGAUAUCUGUAUACAAGCGCAUGAUCGUCC